AUGAGCGGGGCAAGACACGUGGGCAAGAUCCAGAAACGCCUGGAAGAGGUCAAGAGCCAGUGGGUCCGGCCAGCCAGGGCUGACUUCAGUGACAAUGAGAGUGCCCGGCUGGCCACAGAUGCCCUCUUGGAUGGGGGCCCCGAGGCCUACUGGCGGGUGCUCAGCCAGGAAGGCGAGGUGGACUUCUUGUCCUCGGUGGAGGCCCAGUACAUCCAGGCCCAGGCCAAGGAGCCCCCCUCUGCCCCGGAGCCCCCAGGAGAGGCCGCAGCAGGUUCCAAGGGACUCGAUUCCUGCUCCGUGGCCUCAAGUACCUACUUCCCUGUGGCCUCAGAGGGCAGCGAGCCGACCUUGCUGCACACCUGGGCCUCAGCUGAGAAGCCCUACCUGAAGGAAAAGUCCAGCGUCACCGUGUACUUCCAGACGGACAAGCGCAACAACAUCAGGGACCUCAUCCGCCGCUGCAUCACCCGGACCAGCCAGGUCCUGGCCAUCCUGAUGGAUGUGUUCACAGACGUGGAGAUCUUCUGUGACAUCCUAGAGGCGGCCAACAAGCGCGGGGUGUUCGUCUGUGUGCUCCUGGACCAGGGAGGCGUGAAGCUCUUCCGGGAGAUGUGUGACAAAGCCCAGAUCUCUGACAGUCACCUCAAGAACGUUUCCGUCCGGAGCGUGGAAGGAGAGGUGUACUGCGCCAAGUCAGGCAGGAAGUUCGCCGGCCAAAUCCAGGACAAGUUCAUCAUCUCGGACUGGAGAUACGUGCUGUGCGGAUCGUACAGCUUCACCUGGCUCUGUGGGCAUGUGCACAGAAACAUCCUCUCCAAGUUCACGGGCCAGGCGGUGGAGCUGUUUGACGAGGAGUUCUGCCACCUCUACGCCUCCUCCAAGCCCGUGAUGGGCCUCAAGUCGCCCAGGCCGGCCGCACCCCUCCAGCCCAGAGCAGCCCCCGGCCCCCGACCCGGCCGCCUCAGUGGCAGUAGCUGCUCCACCAGCGACGGCACGUCCUCCAACCCCUUCAGCAGCCUGUCGACAGGCAGCAACCCCCAGAACCAGAGUCUGUCCACGUCCUCGGGGCCCGGCAGCCCCCUGGCCCCAAACCCACCUCUGGCCCCUAGGUUCCAGCCCUAUCAUGGCCCUUGGAGGGCCCUGACCUCACAGGCCCACUUCUCCCCGAGGCCCCAUGAUGGCCUGUUUGCUCUCUACAGCAACCUCAACGGCUACAGGCCUACGCGGCUGCAGGUCAAGCAGCUUGGCCUGGUGCCCAGGGUGGCCCACACCUGGAGGCCCUUUCUACAGGCCUCCCCGAAUUUCUGAAGGGUCCCUUCCUCCAGCUGACCUCCCCAGGGCCAAAGCUGGGCAUUCUUGGAUUUUCUGGCUCAAGGACCCUACCUUAAUCAGUGGCCCUUUGAACUAAAGGCACUUGGACGAAACCAUUGCCUGUGUUUGAAUGUUCCCAGGCCUCAGACGGUUCGCUUCCUGACCCCCACACUUCCCUGGGUUCCCCUCUCUAGUAUGGCCUAUGCAGCACAUUCCAGAAGUUUCCAGGGAGGUGGCGGGCAGGGAGCUAGAGGACAAAAUCAUGAAAAUAGAGCCCCUUUCUCCAAAGAGCAGCCAGUGCUUUCAUAUUAACAUUUUCCAAAUCUCUGUAAUGUGAGAAGGGGCUGAUGCAGCCCGAGUUUUACAUAUGGAUAAACUGAGGCACUGAGAGCCAGGGGGUAGGUGUGACCAAGGUACUCCUGUGUCCCAGUGCCCAGGGGUGGUCUGCUCCCCAGAGAUUCUGGAGAGACAGAUUCAGGAGAAAGUAUGGGGACAUUCUAGAUGUUUCUGGGAGGGGAGGUAAACUCCUCCUCCCUGGAAGAGCAUAAUACUAGAGUAUCCCUGGCCCGAUGAAUGAGGGAUGAGGCCCCAGAACCUGCCACUGUAAGUUAUGUGUGGCUGGUUGAAAGGGUGGCCACCAAGGGUGGAGCAAACCAAGGCAUCUAGCGGAUGGACAUGGACAAGGCAGUUUGGCAGCUUAGGUUUUUGCUCUGAAGAGCCUUGGGCUGGCCUGGAGGUCCCUGGAGUCUGGGCUGGAACCCAGGGGUUUGAGUUGUCAGAUCUGGGAAUGGCCCUGCAGCAGUGCUUCAGGAAGCCUUGAGCAACCAAUGAGGACCCCGCAUUGACCUUGCAGCUCCCAGGCUUAGUCAGCUACCUCCAGAUCCAGGCCCCUCACCAGUCUCAUCAUUCUUUCCUUCUCAGUCACAGCACGUCCUGUUUGUUGCUGGGGUGGUAAUAGAUGCUAAGGCCACAGCGUUGCUGGGGUAGAAAGAACACAGGAUGCUGAGGGAGCACAAAGGAGGGCCAGCCAGCCCAGCUUGGGAGGCCAGGGGACACUUCCCAGAGAAGCGACAGGUAACCCAAGACCUAAGGAACAAGGCUGUAUGGCUGGGGUGAGGGAUGCGACUUGGGCUGUUUCAGUCCAAGAGAAGCAGGGGCAAAAGCCCCACACAUGUCUUUUGGUUUCCAUGUCCUCCACCGCCACCAAGUCGUCUCAGCAAAUGUCUUCCUGUUGCCCUUCUCCGGCUCAGAAGCUUUGCCUUUGCUGCGGAGGCUGGAGGGACAAUCCUUCCUCCUGGUGGCCUCUGAAUCCUGAUGCACAUGGCAUCCCGAGUCGUGCUCUGCAGAGGGCAUCUCCCUGCAGCCCAGCCCUGUUUGUAUUUGUCCAACACUCCUGGCAGAGGCAGAGGCAGAGGCAUCUUUGCUUUUGUUUUAAACUGUGUUUCUGUCCUCACUUCACCUUUUUAUUCCUUAGUUCCUGAAAAUCCAACAAUAACACCAAAAGCCCUUUGGCUGCUGAAGGUUGUUUUUUUUUUUAAAAAAUAAAUCCAUUUAUUUAUUUAUUUUUGGCUGCCUUGGGUCUUUGUUGCUGCAUGUGGGCUUUCUCUAGUUGCAGCAAGCAGGGGCUACUCUUCGUUGAGGUGUGCAGGCUUCUCACGCGGUGGCUUCUCUUGUUGCAGAGCAUGGGCUCUAGGCGUGUGGGCUUCAGUAGUUGCAGCACGUUGGCUUCAGCAGUGGUGGCUCCCGGGCUUCAGAGCGCAGGCUCAGCAGUUGUGGCGUGCGGGUUUAGUUGCUCCGCGGCAUGUGGGAUCUUCCCAGACCAGGGCACGAACCCGUGUCCCCUGCAUUGGCAGGCGGAUUCUUUACCACUGCACCACCAGGGAAGCCCCUCCUGAAGGUUUUUUAAAACCCGGUCCUGAUGACCGCCGUCAUGAGGUUAGAAUGACCAGGGCUGUGGAGUGUCCUAAGCUUGAUUUCACAGCCUGACGAGAAAGCUUUGGGAAGGUAAAGCUUGCUGGGGUGCCCAGAGCUCCACAGGUGGGCUCUGUCCCCACGUCCGGCUCGGUUUGGGUGGAGAGGGGGUCUGCAGCCAGAACAAGCCCUCCUCCUCCACCGGCCAGUUUCCCCUCUGCGGUCGUCUUAGGGGUUUGCGAGUAUUGUUUUUCCUCCGCUGAGCACCUUGUCACUUCCUCGUGAUCCCAGCCGGCCGGGAAGUUAGGUUUGGUUGGCUUUGGCCAGUGGAAUGCGAGCUGAAGUGUUGAGGACUGCUUCCAGCUUUUAAGCACUUGGGUGCAGAUGGCCUUAUCUCAAGAUAGAGCCCCUUUCACCAGCCCAGGUUUCUAAGAGACUACAAAGAACAGGACACGCCUACCGCACUGACCUGCGGUGGCUAAGUGGUAUGAGCAAGAAAUAAACUUU
Messenger RNA from Orcinus orca (killer whale), 3729 nucleotides. RefSeq names its product family with sequence similarity 83 member A (gene SACK1A). Bases 1 to 1308 code for a protein of 435 amino acids. NCBI's taxonomy places the organism in Eukaryota, Metazoa, Chordata, Mammalia, Artiodactyla, Delphinidae. The transcript is spliced from 4 exons. The record is from RefSeq and is a predicted model, not a curated record. Gene Ontology annotation, biological process: epidermal growth factor receptor signaling pathway.